AUGUACCAAAGCGCAGCUGGCACGACGAAGAAGCAGAUAUCUAUAGCAAAGUACGCGCCGGACGCAGAUUUCCAUGCCCUCCUUAAGUACGUGGAGACCAACAACGUCUACCAGGUCCGGUCUCGAUUGCGAGAUCGAUCAUCGACCGGUUCGAGCUAUCGACUCGUCGCUACAGCCGAGGAAAAGUACGGCAACACCCCGCUACACAGGGCGGUCUCGCUGGGUUUCGUGGAGAUUUGCAGCGUUUUGCUCGAGGCCGGAGCUGACCUUGAUGCUGUCAACACGAUGGGCGACGCUCCGAUACACUGCUGCUGGCGGUUCUGGAAGGGCGACUCGUGCAAGUACGGCUUGUGGCGGAAGAACCCCUAUCUCAUGACCACAAAAAAGAUGAAAGAGGAUUUCGCUAGAAUGGAAAGAGACAUGCAGAGCACCGUGUCGCUGCUGAGGCUGCUAACACGGGGCGGGGCGGACGUUGAUGCACAGCGCAACAACGGGGAGGUCGCACUGCAUACCGCCGCUCGACGGGGCCCCUUCAUGGCCCUCUGGAUUCUCCUGCUGAGCCAAGCCACCCACGACAUCAUCGACCACCGGAACUUCACCCCGGAGACCGCCGCCAUCAGGGCGGGCAACGAGGACGCUAAGACGCUCUUGGCGACCUGGCCGGUGGCAAGACUCAAGUACCGCAACUCGGAGUUCGUUCAGGAAUGGAUGAAGUUUCUCACCGAUCCGGACGCAAACCUGACCACGGAUCUGACAGCGAAGGAGGUGCUGGCGCAGGUAAGGAUGGAGGAGCACGAAGAGAGCACGGCCGUACGCGCGAGGGGGGGACACUUGCUGGUGGACGAGAUCAUCACGGGACCGGUGCUGAGUGCGGAGCAGAGGGCCCGCGCAAAAUUUAUCAACUUCUCUGCGCCGGACCCGGUGACCGUCGCUUCCACACUUGAGAACAGCGCCAACAAUACAAACAGCGUCAAGUCUUGUUCGGGCAGCAACUGCGGUCCUAGCCCAAGCCCUUCGGGAACGAGGGAAAGCGACGAGGGCGGGCGGAGACGGGGGGGUGAAGAAGGGGACAAGGGAGGCGACAAAGAACAACGGCAACAGAAAACCAAGAGCAAGUUAGGGAAGGAGAUUGAUGUCUACCUCGCCCAGGCGAGGGACGAGGCGGCAGGGAUGCGCGUCGGUGGCCUCACAGGGCAGUCAACGGCGUACUCACGGCUGGUGGCGAAGGAACAGCUCGAGGGGCGCAGAAAUCGUUGGCCAGGGAUACGGGACAACGGCAAAGAUCCACCCACAGGUGGAGCGGGUUCUGGAUGUUCAGGCGACCCCUUCGGGAGGCCGAUGACGACAAGCCAGCGGAGACGUGUCGCCGCUCUUGAAGUUGCCGAGGAUGGGGGUAUAGAGAGCCCGCUCAUUCGCGCAGCAACGUCAUCUGCGCUCCUCACCACGCGGUCUCGGGCAAUGAAGAAAGAGAGCACUCCGCACCCGUUCUACGGGCGGCGGCUGCUGACGCAACGCCUGCUGAACCAGCGAGAAAGGGAGGCGAGCAUCAAGCCCACCGCUACCAUAGGGAUGAACAAGGGUCUAGACCCCGGGGGAAGGAAGCGCGUCUUAUACCUGAACGAUACUCGAACGGCCCUAUCUUCGAAAGCUGCGGAAGGAUCCUUACUUCUCAUGUGCAAUGAUCGAGGGUCCACCUAA
This is a messenger RNA of Ectocarpus sp. CCAP 1310/34, 1698 nucleotides long. NCBI's taxonomy places the organism in Eukaryota, Phaeophyceae, Ectocarpales, Ectocarpaceae. The record is from the annotation of a GenBank genome assembly.